AUUCAUAGUCAUGACAUGUGCAUGUCAUCUUCGGCAUAAAUUGUUGGCCUUGUGAGUGAGUUCAAGGGCACGGGGAAAAAUUUGUAAACAUGACAACAAGAAUGUGAUAUUUACAUUAUAGAAUUCUAGAAAACACGAAUUAUCCAAUAAGUUUGGACAUAGGAGACAAUAUAAGUAUGGACACAUUUACUGGUAAUGUACAUACAACAGACUGGCAGCUAUCAAAAGAUAAUGUUUCAGAGAGGAUUCGUAUGUUGCACAGUACUUCGCAGUGGAGUGACUGUUCUUUCAAAGUGGGUUCACAAACUCAGUCACAGGUUUUUAGAGCACACAAGCUGAUAUUAGCAGCUUCCAGUCCUGUGUUCGAAGCCAUGUGUUAUGGACCUCUGGCUGAGGAAGCAUGUGUGAAGAUCCCUGAUGUGGAGCCAGAAGUCUUCAGAAUUUUACUAGAGUACAUUUACACUGAUGUGGCAAGUAUUUCAUCAGUAGAUGAAGCAGCUGGAGUUUUGUAUGCAGCAAAAAAAUACAUGUUACCUCAUCUUUGUCAUACUUGUCACAAUUACAUAAUAGAUAAUUUACGCCCUAGUAAUGCAAUGAGUAUUUUUGAAUUUGCAAAUGAAAUAAAUGAGGAGCAGCUUCUGGAGCCAUGUAUCAAGGUGAUGUGUGGGCAUACCAAAGAAGUCCUGAAAUCUGUGGAUGGUCAUAUGUCUUCGCAUACACUUAAUGUACUCUUGAGCCAGCACAAAUUAAAUAUUAGUGAAACGGAACUGUUUGAAACAUGCAUUCAGUGGGCUGAAGUUCAGUGUUCAGAGAAAGGAUUAGAAAGAACUCCUGAAAAUAUGCGUGCAAUUUUGAUGAAAGCUGGUGCACUUUCAAAAAUACGAUUUCUGUCUCUCACUGUACAGGAAUUUGCAGAAGGCCCAGAGUCAUCUGGCAUUUUAACUCCAGAAGAAAUAGCUGUUUUAAAAGCAGUUAUUUUGGAAAAACAUGGUGACCUUAUUCCAUUACCAGAAGGAAUGUGCAGUGUUCCAUAUUCACGAGAUAAGAUAGCAAUAAAACAGUUUUAUUGUGCUCGUAAGUUUUUAAAGACAGCUGUUACAAUUUCCGGGCACAUUAGACUUCUAACCAAAGUACUUGUUGAUAAAUAUGUGAAGGUGAGUGGAAUAAGAGUUUUCACUAGGCUUGUGCCUCAGAGUGAGUUCAACUUGGCUCAUGGGUUGCCUCGUGAGUACCGUGAAAACUUGGACGUGUCUGUACUUGACCAACAUGGAACUGUACUCAGUAGGACUCUUUUUACCGAUGUUGUAGAAUACAAUACAUUGUCAACGGUAAAUUUUGAAGAACCAAUCGUAUUCAGCAGUAACAAAGAAUAUAGUAUAUUAAUGGUGCUACCUUGUCUGAGAGGAGAUGUUCAUGAGUAUCCAUUGAGUUUCAUGUCACAGACUGAAAAGAGUCGAGGUAUUGAGUUCAGAUUUUUUGAUCAUGCUGAUAUUGAUGGCAAUGGUACCUUUGUAAGAAGGUUAGAUAUGGGAUUUGUAGAUGCAAUUGUUUAUUCAGUUUGAUACUCCACAGCUUUCUUCCUCAGUUGCGUGUAAUAUUACGUUAUAUUGAUAAUUUUUACUUAUGGACCAUCUGACAGCAACUGAAUAAAACAUAAUUUUAGUGCCAUAUGCGUUUCGCCUUUAUUUUCUGCAAGGCAUCAUCAGUGGCAGGUUGCGUGGACAAUUUCUUACAUAUUAUGCUCCUGUUGCAUUUUUGGUGUUGUUUUUCUUCUUCGGAAUGCCAAUUUGCAGUUUUGUCUUUUAUUCAGUUGCUGUCAAAUGGUCCAUAAGUAAAAAUUAUCAAUAUACCAUAAUAUUAGCAAACUUGUUUGUGACUACUUAACACUAUCUCAUUGUUUUUUCCUAUUUCUCUUUGCCACUUAUUGGUUUAAAUCUAUGAAGAAUGGUUGCUUAUAAGAGUGAAAUUGUACGACAUCAAUUCCUCCUUACAAGCAGUGAUUUAUUUUUGUUGACCACUUAUUAUGAUAGUAUUUUCUUUCUUCUUUGCUCAUUAUUGGUAUAAAAUCUAUGAAGAAUGGGUAACUAUGAGAAUGAUGUUUUGUGGCAUCAGUAUUUUCUUCUCUGCAAUGAGUUUUUUCUUCCUAUUCUUGGAAAAGAAGUGGGUUUUUUCAUUUUCCAGAUCUCCCUCAACCCCAUACUCCCAAUGUUAUGUGUCUCCCAAUUGUGUGUGUGUUUGUGUAAAGCACAUGCAGUCAUAAUUAUCAUUGUACAUUUGUACAAUGAAGUAAUCCAAAACUUUGACAUGUACAAAUGAAAAUCAAUUUAAAACAUUUAGGUAAAGCCAAUUUUACCUAGAUCUUACUUCUUUGUGUCUGUACAUUAAAUGAAAUUCUGUUAAAUGAGACAUAUGUAAUAUGUGAAGUAGUUGAUAUAACAGUUGUGAAUGAAAUACAUUUGAGAUAAAAGAUUUGUUUGUUCAGAACAUAGACAAAUAUGUUCCAAUUGUUAAAAGGAAUGUAAUGAUCUGUUAGACAGAGUGUUAGCAGAAGCAAACAGUACUGGCAUCCUCAGUGGCAGAUAGAUAUAUGAAGGAAGAAGAAAUUUGAUGCAAAAUUGGUAUACACACAUUUUGAUUCUACCAUUUUGAUAACACAGUGGUAUUGGAUGGAUGGCUGUUACAGAAAUAAAUACAUGGAAGUGGUAAAAGGAAGUGUCAUUUGAAGAAUUAAAAUGAUCAGAUCAAUAAAUCUGGGAAAAUGACAAAAAAAAAGAACAAAUAAAGGAAUGGAAGGAAAAUCCAGAGAAGCAGCAUGAAAAAGCCAUCAUUCUUAACACCGCGAUGGAAGCACUAGAAGAGAAUGAUGGAUAAUUAAGUUCGAAGUGAGGUGUACAGAAAAAAUGUUUUGUCAUUUGAAACUGCAAUGAGAACAAAUGCCUACAUGUGGAGGCACCUAUAUGCCAUGCUGAUGCAAAAGAGCUCAUUAUAGUUGGCCUUCUCUUCCAACUGUUGGACACAAACUGUAGUAGGGUUACCACCAUUCAGUGAUUAUCAUUUCUCACAGUUGUGGCAAUAUAUAUUUCUGUACUUUGUUUGUGAGCUUAGGAACAGUUUUUGUUGUUUUCAGAA
This is a messenger RNA of Schistocerca cancellata (South American locust), 3129 nucleotides long. Its product is annotated as BTB/POZ domain-containing protein 6-like. Gene Ontology annotation, molecular function: protein binding. Gene Ontology annotation, cellular component: P-body; cytosol. The record is from RefSeq and is a predicted model, not a curated record. The coding region runs from base 177 to 1562 and encodes 461 amino acids. The transcript has 5 exons. NCBI's taxonomy places the organism in Eukaryota, Metazoa, Arthropoda, Insecta, Orthoptera, Acrididae. Gene Ontology annotation, biological process: neurogenesis.